GGGUGCAUGGGUGAAACAUGGCCGCCGCAGACCCAGCGAAGUCUCCCAAACGGCAGAAAAUACCCGAGGAGGAGGUGGAAACAUGUGGGGAGAAAACCGUGGCGGUGGAGUCGGGGUGCGGUGCACCCCUAAAAGAUGAAAAUACGUGUAAUAAAACCGGGGGUAGCCCCAACGAUGAGCAGAGAGCCGAUGUUGGCAGCGACGGCGGCGGUAGUGUUGCCAGCCAUUCGGAGGUUAGUGUCGAGUCCGGUGCUGGAGCCGACAAAACGACAUGCAUUUUACCGGAGGACCUGCGAGCGGCUGAAAAGAUGGCCGAGGCCACUGGCAGUGACCAGCGUCCAUUUGACUGGUCUGAGGCUGAAGACGACGGUGAAGGGACGAAAACACACGCGGAGGAAAAUGAUAAGUGUGACCUCAAUAGUAUUAGUGAGAGUGCCGAAGAGGUGCGGCAGGACAAGUGUGUUGAUGGUGACAUUGCCACAAAUGCAGAAGAGGCACAUGUGGAGGAGAAGAGUGCAAGGAAACCACCCAAUCAGGAUUUUUUGGGUGAGGUGGACGGCACAGAGGAUUUGGUUGAGGAUGAUGAGGAGGCAGACCGAGCUGGGGAUGCUGAUUCGACUGCUAAGCAGAAAAAGUGCCGCCUGGUGUGCAAGGAGUGCGGGAAGAGGUUCACCCGCCGUGAGACGUUCAACCUCCACCGCCACUUUCACGCGCACGAGGACGAGCUCACGCCUCUCACCUGUAAAGAAUGCGGCCUUACCUUUCAGCACCGCAGCAGCCUCAUCAAACACAGAAAUGAACACAGAGAGAACGAGGAGCAGCAGCUCGUUACUCCGAAAAAGGAGAUGCAAGGAUUGGAGGAGGGCAUUUUUCAGUGUGCAGAAUGUGAGAGGAUAUUCUCCACAGUCAGUCAGCUGAGGGACCACAAUUGCAGCAAUACAGUAGAAAAGCCUUACCACUGCCCCCUGUGCCGCCAAGACUUCCAGUUUAAGGUGUCUGUCACUAAGCACAUGAUGACCCAUUCCCAGGAGAGCACUUUUACGUGCCAAGAGUGCAGUCAAACUUUCCCAAACACUACAGCCCUGCGCUUCCACCAGAGGUGUCACACCGCCCUCAAGCCCUACGAAUGCCCAGAAUGUGGCAUGGUUUUCAAACACUAUUCUGUCAUGGAAGACCACCGUCGCAAACACACUGACAACAGUCGCUCUCACCUGUGCAACAUCUGCGGUAAGACUUUCAAGUAUAGCAGCCUCCUUCAUCAACAUCAGUAUCUGCACACAGGCCAAAAGCCCUUCCGCUGCCCUGACUGUGGGAAAAAAUUUGCUUUUGCCCAGAACAUGAAGGCACACUGCCGCCAGCAUAGACUGCGUGAAACCAACUCCAUUAGUGUGCAGCCCAGCAAACAGGCCCCUGCGCCUGAACAGGAGGCAGUUAAAGGGCCAGGAAAAGAGAACACACACCAGAGUGAGGAACCAAAACGCACAUUCAAUUGCCCUCUUUGUCCCCAGACAUACUGUGCACCGGCUAACCUGAGAGCACAUAUGCUUAUUCAUGAAGCCGAGUAUGAAAAGCUGGAGAGAUCACCCCGACCCCCAAAGGAGGUAAACAAGUACUGGGAUAAGGGACACACCUGCCCACAUUGUCCGUCUGUUUAUCGGGACGAAUCCAGUUUAAAUGUGCAUCUUUUAAGUGUCCACAAGUCUGUUUCACAGUAUUUAGAAAGAUUGGCAACUCCAAAUAAAAAACAAUUCACUCCAUUAACUAGUGAUAAUGUGCAGGUUAAGUGGAAAAGUGAAGGCAUAAGUAUUAAGUCAUACAAGUGUUCAGAGUGUGGAAAAACUUUCCGUCAUCGCUCAGUGUUGGAGCUGCAUAUGCGCAUACAUUCCAAGGAUAAGCCUUACCAGUGUAAAGUGUGUGGCAAGGGCUUUAGAUUCAGUAGCUACCUACAGCAGCAUCUCAUUAUUCAUACAGGCAAGAAGCCAUACAAAUGUCCAGACUGUGGGAAGGACUUUGCAUUCCUGCAGAACAUGAGAACACAUCAAAAGCUGCAUCAGGAAAAACCGUUCCGCUGCACCAGCUGCCGCAAAGGCUACAGUGAUGAGAUCCAGCUGCAGCACCACAUGUUAUCGCAUAACGGUGACAAACCUCAUAAGUGCGAUCAGUGUGACAAAAGCUUUGGGUUAGCUUAUCUGCUCCGCGAUCACAUGAACACGCACACAGGAGAGAGACCUCAUCGCUGUGACGAGUGUCACAAAACCUUUUCAUGGUUUAGCAGUCUGCUGGUACACCAGAAGAUCCACGCUCGCAAGCGGCAAAGUUUCAGCCAGUACAAUUCUUUCCCAGUAACCUCUAGGAUGAGGGGCAGGGGGAGGAGAGGAGGGAGGCUGGUGUGGGGCUUUUCUAGACCUUUAGGAGGCUCAGGGAUGACUACUCCUCAGCAACUUCCUUAUCCAGUUUCUGCAGUGAGAGAUGCUGAGCUGCACAGGAGGGCAGUACAGCCGCAGUCUUCCAUGCUCGCAUCUCGCAUGGAUUUACAAAGCAGGUCACAGAAGGAACCGUGGCUGGCUGAGCUACACCCUCAACCAGUGCAGUGGAAGGUUGAUGGUGGGGAGGUAAUGCCUGUUCCAUCAUCGCAGCUCCAACAUGGAGGUCCCCAGCAGACACAGUUUGACAGCCCAGCACAGUCAGGGCUACAGCAGCACCAUCGGACAAGUUCAUCCUGGGCAGAUAUUCCUCUGAUAACUCAGUCAGGCUCGGUUCAGAGCUUAGACUCAUCACACACAAAAGACAGCCUAUCUUCUGUUGCCAGCUCUCACCUGGCAUCCAUGCCAAAAAAAUCCAGCCCGUCAGUAGUUAGCGAGAUGGUGCAGCACAGGCAGCACAAGCCUGUUUCCUGGAGCAGCACUCCCACAUGUACAGUGCUAGCUUCCACAAGUUCUGUGCAACAUGAAUUUUCUGUGCCCUCUUCCUACAUGGAUGGGGCAGCUUUGUGGAGUGUCAGGCCUACUCCACUAGUAAAUUCACAGGGCUCUCCAAAUAAACUUGGGCAGGAGCUUCAGCUGCCAAGAUGGCCAGUUACCCCUGUGUCCUCACAAAAGGAGCCAUCCACACCUCCUAAGAAGGAGGACAGAGUGUGGGACUUGAGUAAUCCUCAAGUAAUACCUUCGACUGUUAGCCAGCCAGAGAAGCCAUGGAAUGGCUGUGAGCCGCAAAAGUCAUGGGCUUCGGGCUUAGCAGGUGCAUCCACCUCAGCUCAAAUAGACCAAAGCAGUGCUAUGCCAAUUUCAAGUCCUGUCUCUCAUGGGGCCAGUAGCACCUUAUGGGAUAUACAAACACCACCAGGAAUUCCAAAGACUAUAAACUCCACUGAGAAGUUAGUAAAUAAUCAAGAUUUUCAGCUGCAGCAAAAGCAGGUGUCAUCUGGCUGGGCCAAUGUACAGACAGCGACACAAAAGGUUCCCAUCUCCAUUCAGUAUGAGCCUCAUCGUUUUGGACAGGGAAUGGGAACACCAGUAUGGGGCUUCCAAAACAAUCCCGUGGGUCCCCAAACCCUGCUCUCUGGGCAACUCAAACCAGGGAAUGGACAGGAGCUGCAGCAACAACCAAUGGUAACAGGCACUCAAAUAAUCAUAAAUCAGCCUUCUCCUUUUUUCUCACCUCCUCCACUUGCUCCGCUCCCUCCUCUUGCUUUGCCUGGCCCUCACCCUCUUCACUCUGUCGCAGUUGGUACACUUCCAAGACCUCCACACCCAAAUAUUUUUUUCACACCACAGGCAGUCAUGAGCGAGAGGCCACACAUGCCACAGACCCUGCCCCUACCUCAACUUGCCCCACGGACAGAACCUCACAAACUUGGAUCUCGUUUGCCUUUUGCCCCUGAACGGCUUCUCCAGUGCAUGAUAUGCGGGUGCUCUCUUCCUCGGGAGCUGGAUCUACAAAUGCAUUACUUGCAACAUGCACAGGGAGAGAUUUGACAUUUCUUACUCUAGCAACAAGACUUAGUUAUGUUUUUAUAAUUUUAUUAUUUAGUAGAACCUCAUUUAUCAGACAUGGAUGAGCAUUAGACACAAAGAGAUGAAAGUGAAACGUGGUUUAGUCUGUACACUUGUUGCACAUUUGAAGUCUUUAAGCCCCAGAUUAGAUUGCACAGUCAGGGUGUGAUUUUUGAGAUGAAGGGUGUGUACACAUGCCAUUUGCAUUGUUUCGCUGUCCUUUUAAAUGCUUAUCCAAAUACUUCUAGAUUAAUGAGGUUCUGCUGUAAGGUCUACAUUUCAUUUAUUGCCAAUGACCUUUAGAUUUAGAUAAUAUUAGUACUUUUCUAGUUCUGGUCAUAUGUCCUGAAUCAUUUGUACUGUGUUUCUUCAUGUACAGUAUACUGUGUGCCUUUUUAUGAGUACAGUCUGCAUGUCUGCUGUCUUUGGUAUUCUAGGCCUAGUUUGUGCUUAUUAAGGUAGACUCAACAAUGUGACCUCACUCCCAAAAUGCAGAGCGACUCUUUCAAAGAUACUAUAAAGUAAUGUGAGUUUUUGCUUUUGGAGAAGUGAGGGGGAUUGUUGGGCUCACAGAUUAGAUUUGUCAGAGCAUAACAAGGAGAAAAAAAACUGUACCCAUACAGUAAUAAGCCUCUUAGAAAGCACUUGUAUUCACAGGGCUACUGGCCCGGUCCAAAUACCUGUCGAGUAAAAAGCUUAAGUAUCUCUAACAUGUAAUUGUGAUUUCACAUUAGGAGUUUUCUGUAAAUGCUGUAAACUCUUGGGUGGCCAUUGGGGAUUCGUCACCUUUAUACAAUUACUAACUGUUGACAAAUAGUACAUUUUAUAAGAAGUGUUAGAUUUAUGUAAUGUUUUGUCAUUAACAUUUUUUACAAUGGCAAGACAGGCAUAUAAUUAUGAUUAUAUAAAAUGCUUUGCGCCAAUUGGUCCACUGUGUGUCUCUUACCAGAAUAACUAUUUCAGAUUGGAAUGUACCCAUAUUUGUAAAAACAAAUUACACUUUUUAGUGCUUAAAUGUAUUUUUGUUUGUUUGUUUGUUUUUUGUUUGUUUGUUUUUUUUUGUGAAUAAUGAAUGAUUUCAUUCCGUAACAGUAGAUUUAGCCGAGUACAUAAUCGCAUCUCCUUCCGUUAUGAAAAUGGGCAUUUGAUUAGCUCUGGUGUCCCGCUAAAUGACUGAAAAUAUUCAUUACUGCUGUACAAAAUAAAACAUAUGGUUCAUUUGUAAAAAUAAAAUUUUAAAAAGCCAAAAAAAAAAGAGUAAAAACAAAACAACUUCCUGUGCAUUUCAAUAUUCACCAAUUCAAAAAUGUGCCCUUCUACCUCUAUCCACUGUUUUAGCAUGGAAGAUUUUCCCAUGAUGUCUACAUAUUGGAUUAAAAUAAAAACCUGCCUUUGAUUAUAAA
This is a messenger RNA of Archocentrus centrarchus (flier cichlid), 5395 nucleotides long. RefSeq names its product zinc finger protein 646. NCBI's taxonomy places the organism in Eukaryota, Metazoa, Chordata, Actinopteri, Cichliformes, Cichlidae. Gene Ontology annotation, molecular function: RNA polymerase II cis-regulatory region sequence-specific DNA binding; DNA-binding transcription factor activity, RNA polymerase II-specific. The coding region runs from base 18 to 3974 and encodes 1318 amino acids. The record is from RefSeq and is a predicted model, not a curated record. The transcript is spliced from 2 exons. Gene Ontology annotation, biological process: regulation of transcription by RNA polymerase II.